AUGACAUUACUCACUGGUACAAAUGAAAUCAUCUAUGGCCUAUGGAACACAACUGCUGGUGGUAGUAGCAGUCUAUCGAUCCCUGGUAACAGUAUUGGCACUUAUAAUCCAACUCAAACACCACAACAUGUCUUUGACCAGAAUAAUAUUACUAAAUAUACUAGUUAUGGCAUUUGUAAUCAGAGUGCUAUCUAUUCAUCUCGAUGUGGUGCAAAUACUGGCCUUUAUCUAACACUUCAGCGAGGUGGAUCAUUACUGACAGGUAUACGAUUUUAUACUGCUAAUGGUCUUCCAGAACGCGAUCCGAUGACAAUAACUGUAGAAGGAAGCAAUCAACCUUCUUCUGCACUUCUACUCGGCUCAAGUUGGACUUUAAUAUACAAUGGUUCAAGUGGUCUGAAUUCUGAUCCAGGUCGAUACAGGCUUGGUGUGACAGAAACAAUAUCAAACAAUGUCGUUUACUAUAAGAGCUAUCGUCUUCUCAUCACUUCCAUACGUAAUAUAUCCAAUGCUGCUCACUAUAGUGAAGUAGAAUUGCUUGGCUAUUGA
Rotaria sordida is the source of this 549-nucleotide messenger RNA. NCBI's taxonomy places the organism in Eukaryota, Metazoa, Rotifera, Eurotatoria, Philodinida, Philodinidae. The record is from the annotation of a GenBank genome assembly.